Messenger RNA from Guillardia theta CCMP2712, 1380 nucleotides. RefSeq lists its product as hypothetical. The coding region runs from base 1 to 1380 and encodes 459 amino acids. Lineage: Eukaryota; Cryptophyceae; Pyrenomonadales; Geminigeraceae. The transcript has 5 exons. Gene Ontology annotation, molecular function: endopeptidase activity; protein binding. The record is from RefSeq and is a predicted model, not a curated record.
AUGAAUGACGGACCAACCCCGCAAAUGAGCACCUGGCGGCCCAGCGAAGGUGCCGACGCUCUCCAUCAUUCUAGUAGCAGAGAACAGCAGACCGUCUAUGAGCCCAGCGGCAUGGAGGCGAUGGAUCGAGCUCUCAGACUUGUGCGGGAGGAGCACAUCCGAUGGAUGUUGGAGGCAGUGCAGAAGAGGGAGAAGGCGACAAAGAUGGAGGGUCAGCUGACGGAGAUGGAGUACGCAAUCCAGGAGAUCUCGAUCCUCAAGACGGAGAAGUCUUCUCUUAUCUCAGAGCUCGAGCUUGCGCUGGAGAGGAUGAGGGACCUGGAGGUAGCGUUGAGUGGCAUGAACAUCGAUCGAGAAGACUUUGCGCGAGCGCGGGUGGAGAGCAAGUCCCUGCUGGAAGAGAACAUGCUGCUGCGACGCAAUGUGCAAGAGCUCGAGAGCUACCUGGAGCAGGUGGCAGUCGACCAGGAGGCGCAUGUUCGGCUGCAGAAGGAGAACGAGAGGCUGGAGAGUGAGAUGUCCUUCCUGCAGGAGAAGCUGCGCACGUUCGACCAGUCACAGAACGGGCUGUUCCAAGCGCAGGAGAUAGUGCAGGCGCUGGAGGCAGAGAUUGCGUCGUUGAAGGAAGAGAGAACGAUGUGGAAGGAGCGGGCGAAUUAUCACAUCAAGGAGAAGGUGCAGAAUGAGGGCACUGCAGUGAAGUGGAAGGAUAAGUAUGAUCAGGAACGUGCCAAGUAUGAGCGGACGAGUGAGGAGGCGGAUCAGCUCCGGAGAGAGCGAGAGGCAUGGACCGAGAAGAUAUCCCUGCUCACUGCUGACAGGGCCAAGCUGCAGCAGGACGUUCUCAGGAUCAGGGUGGAGAGCGAGGAGUCUGCCAUGAUCGCCAGUCGGCUGCGGAACCAGAAUGAAAUCCUCGUCUCUGACCUCAGCAAAGCUCAAGAGGAGCUGCAGCUGCUCCUCAGGGAAUACAACGAGCUGAGAAAGCUGCACCAAGACUUCGCGGCUAAGCACUCUGCCUGCACUUUCCGCUCCGCCACCUACACGUCGCGCCAGAUCUCUGAGACCUCCUCCCCCAUCGCCAGCAAGUCCUUUGUUGGCGUCGGGAUCCUCCUCGGCAAACAGGAGAAGGUCAACAAUCGCCCUGCUCACAUGUACGUUCUCAAAGUGAUCCCGGGAAGUCCUGCGGCACACUCAAACCAGAUCAGUAUGGGCGACAUCCUGCUUCAGAUCGACGACAUGCCGAUGGAUGGGAUGGACAUCGAAGACGCGUUCGAGUGCCUGAGGGGCCCAGAGGGCACCAAGGAAUUUCUCUUCCGUGCUGGGGCAGGCGCGGGGUUGACCUCCAUGCUCAGGCGGUACGGCCAGCCAAACUCCAGCUGA